CAACAAACUGGUUGGAGUUCGCUACCUUCACCUCCAGCACCACCGUGCCCCGCUCUCUUGCACGCAGCUCCCAACUUCAAGUGAAAGUGCUGUAAAGCACACAUUUUACGCAGCUGACAUUUUACGUAGCAUUUAUACGCAUUUGGGACAUUUAUUUGAGAUAAUCGAUAGUAAAUAUUUGCAAUCAAGUGUGUGUUUGUGUGCGUGUGUUUGUGUGAGUAUUUUACUUAUUUAAUGAAGAGUCAUGCAAGAUGGAGAUAAUUAACAAAUUUUAACAACAGCUACAAAGUUAAAGAUUCCGUCUAACUGCAACAUUGUGUCUUACAGCGGAAAGAGAAAGUUACCAAGAGAGGAAAGUUAGCAGCUGCUGCUCCAACGAGCUCGCUCAUCAACUAAUGCAACAAGAGGAGCCAAAUCCUUUUGCUCCUCGCCGAGGAACAACCGGUGUGGUGGUGGUGGUGGUAACAACCUCGUCGAAAGUAGACUUCUUCAACGGUCCAUUAUGGAGUUUGACAACCAACAACUGAGCAAUCCGAUCCCCACGUUCAAUUUCAUGUGGAGCUUUCCCAUGAUUGAUGAGCAUAACACCCAAAGUUCCCUCGAAGUCUUCAUCUACCACCCCGCCCAAAAUGUCAAUUUUAUUUCGCAACGCUAACCCGGACCUUGGUUUAAUCAAACCAACAUGGCCAUACGGUCGUAACCAGCAGAUUGAGGAUGCAACUUUGUGGGAAAUUUGCUUUCGAAGGUCUUGCGAAUAAAGUGUACCGUGCGAUAUUCAUCUGGAAGGAGGAAAUCUACAUUCAAUCCAUAUAAUGGCGAGACACCAUCAAAGCGGGGAACCAAAAAUCAUCAGUGACAGAGAUUCCCUGAUUGGAAUUUACUUGUUCAGCUUAUGAAAGGUUUGCCCCUGUGGUUUGAUUCUUUCUGAUGCAGACGUAAGCCUGACCGUUUUUUCGCCAGGAUGGUCACUUCUUUCCCCUUCAGGAGCAAAAUUAAGUGAAGUAGGACCUUUGUAGUUUGUCGGAGGUACAUAUGCUUCAUAGAUCUCCGGAGCCGAUGAAAAUGAGCAUGCAACAGGAGUCGUAGUAUAGGCAACAGGAACAAGCGCCGUCGAAGGAACUCCAGAAGGAGGAACAGUCUUGACUCUGGACCUCUUCUCCGCCGGAGACUUUUCUGCAAUUAAUAGCAAUGAAAAUUUAAAACUUAAAUCAACUUUUUUGAUUUUAACAACUGGCGCCAGUUUCUUUGAUUUUGUUGCAGGUUCCUUUCCCUUUGAUUUAGGCGCUGCAAACAACUCAAGUAAACUCCACAAGUUUGUGCCCUGAACAAAAUCAGGAUCCUCUUCUGGCUCAGAUGGAGAAUCAUCAUCGUCCUCCUCCUCGUCUUCUUCCUCCUCAUCCUCAUCAGUGAAAGGUCCGCUCGGUUCUUCCUCAUCGUCCUCUACGACGAAACCAGCAUCAAUGACAUCAGGCUGCCGACGAUGAGAAAGAAAGAAAGCUCGUGCCUCCUCAGACUCUCGACUUCCUGGCUUCGCAUCCUCUAACAUUUUUCGUGCUCUUGCCACUGCAUUUAUUCCAGCUAUAAUUUAAAAUAUUGGAAAACUUACCCUGCGACAUUUCGGAGUUUGUAAAGUUUUUUUCUUAUUUGGAAAUCCUUUGCACUUAAUGUUGAAACAACAACUAACCUGCUCAUUACUUUGUAAGUUGCUUUUAUACUCUUAAUAAUUUACAAAAAAUUCCCAGAUAAGUACAUACCGUAAAAAUUUAAUAACUCCCUAGGGAAUUACUAAUUGAAAUAUUUAGAAAAUAUGAAUAAUAGUGGUAAGCGGUAAUUAAUAUUUUUUACAGUAAUGGAGUUGAAGUGAUGCAUUUUUAGAAUACUCACUUCUGGAUAUAAACAACAUUUUGCGUCGCAUUUAUUACGGCAUCGGGAUGAAAACAAGAGAAGAUUAUGUCAAUACUGCACCAUGUCAUUCAGAUCGUCAAAAUUGUUGGAAGUACAUAUGAAUACUUAUCAUAGAUGUGAAUAUUGUGAAUUCACUGCCAACAUAUUUGAUCUUAUAGAGCAUAAUGAAGCUCAUAAAAGAGGAGUUAUAAAAAAGAUGAAAUUUGCUCAAAGAGGAAGAGGGGUGCAACUAAAUGCUUUCCCUUUCUCUGAAAUAGAAGCCUUCAAAGGUUUCAUGAAAACAUACAGAUUUAGGAAUACAGACUUAGAAUACGAAUACAAUAUUAUUUCCGUUCGAGAUUUUUUUAAUAGAUUUAAGUUUAAAAUUAAUCAGAUUCUUUUUCACAAUGUUUCAGUUUAUAAUAACAUUAAGUUUCAAAUAACGCUUUUGUGUAAAUUUAAACGUAUGCAUCCAAGCGUGGAUGAAAGAGAGGUAGAAUUUAUGGAAACAACGGAACAAUAUUUUAAUUCCUCUUUAAAAAUUCUCCUUAGCCCCCUCUACAUUAAUCGCAUUUUUGGUGACAUGGUUAAUGAAAUUGAUAACAAUGUAGAAAUUUUCGAACGAAAUGGUAGCGGUUGGAUAUUAGAUGAAGUGAAAGGCUGUGAUAUAAGAACAGCUCAGUUUGAAAUACUAAAGGGUGGAUGUUCUUGCGUCAUUCCCAGCCAUCUGAAAAACAAAAAUGCAAUUGUGAAUCCCAAUAAUCAGGGAAAGGAUUGCUUUGUUUCAGCUUUUCUAAUCUGCAUGCACGGAAAUUCUAUUGAUAACAGGCAUCGAGGAAGAAUAUCUCAAUAUGAAGGUUCUAAAACUCACUACGAUUUCUCUUCGUUAAAGUUUCCAACUUCGUUGAAAGAUAUUAUAAUAUUCGAAAAACGACACCAACAUAUUAAAAUUGGUAUAAAUGUGUUUGGUAUUGAUCAAGAUGAUCAGCUUAACGUUUUACGAUUAACACCUCAUGCAAAUAGCAGAGUGCAUAAAAUCAUCAAUAUUCUAUACAUUCAGGAUGAAUUUAAGAAACAUGGACAUUACAUGUCCAUCCUUAAUUUUUCUCGCUUGAUUAAUAAACAGGGACAUCAUCGAAAAUUUGCUUGCUAUAAUUGCUUGAAUACUUUCGGAGAUGAAAAGCGUCUAGAUUCACAUCAGCAGUUGUGUUUUGAGUUUAGAACUCAAAAAAUUUCUGUUCCAUCAGUCGUUGAUGGAAAAAUUCCAUUUUGCUCUUUCGAUAGUAGAAAACUUAGUAAUAAACUAAAGUGUAACUAUGUGAUGUAUGCAGAUUUUGAGGCGAUACUUACAGAUGAUAAUACAAGUACAACCUCCCUAGAAAAACACGAAAUUUCAGGAUAUAACCUUGCAGUGAUUGGGCCAAAUAAGAAAUUGGUUCAUUUAUCGGAAUAUCGUGGUCUAAAUAGCUUUGACAAGUUUUUAGAUGAAGUGAAUCUACAAGCUAGCUUUUGCAUACAAAGGAACAAAUUCCAUAUUACUAUGAAACCACUUUCUCCAGAGGAAGAAUAUGACUUUUCUAUAGCUGAAUCCUGCCACAUUUGUGAGCGUGAUUUUGAUCAUCAGUCAGCAAUAGUUAGAGAUCAUGAUCACAACACUGGAUUAUUUAGAGGAGCUGCUCAUAGAGAAUGUAAUGCUUCGUAUGUUCAAAAAGUCAAAAUUCCAGUACUUAUGCAUAAUUUUAGAAAUUAUGACUCUCAUCUCAUGUUAAGUUCAGCAACAAAAUUUGGUAUUGCGAAUACUAUAGCUAUCCCUCAAAACUCUGAAAAAUUUAUAGGCAUUAUUUGCGAGAAAUUCAUCUUCAUAGAUUCAUUCAUGCAUCUGUCAAAAUCUUUGGAUACUCUUGUCACAAACCUCCAUUCAAAACCCGAAGGCUUUGACGACAAAUUCGGUAUAAUGAUACAACAUUUUUCAAAAGAACAGGCUGUAAAACUCUCAAGAAAGGGUGUCUAUCCAUACUCCUAUAUGAGUUCUUGGGAUAAAUUUAAGGAAACUUCAUUUCCAGAUAUUUCGGAGUUUUAUAACACUCUCACUUGUGAAGGAAUUUCACAAGAAGAUUAUGAUUUUGGUAAGUCAGUGUUUGAAACCGAGUGCACUGACCUGGGUUCGUAUCACGACAUAUAUUUAACAUCAGAUGUACUUCUCUUGGCAUGCGUUUUUGAAAGCUACAGGGAUAUGGCAAUUUCUAACUUUAAGCUGGAACCUUGUCACUAUUUUAGUCUCCCAGGCUUUAGCUGGGAUGCUGCUCUUCUAAGAACAAAAGUUAAGCUAGAGCUUGUUACUGAUCAAGACAUGUACAAUACUAUAGAGUCAGGGAUUAGAGGAGGAGUGUCUAUGAUAUCUCAUAGAUAUUCUGAAGCUUACAAUAAGUAUAUGGAAAAUUAUGAAGAAGGAGUCAAGGAAGACUCUUUUCUUCUUUAUAUCGACAAAAACAACUUGUACGGUGAGGCUCUUCAACAGCCUUUGCCUGUCUCUGAUUUUCAAUGGGAAAGUCAAGAGUUCAUAGAUAAUUUAAAUAUAGCUGAUAUUUGGGCAUGGGGUAAUGAGGAUGAAAUCGGUAGGAUUUUGGUUGUUAAUUUAGAGUAUCCCCCUGAGCUCCAUCUAUUGAGUGAGCACAACGAAUAUCCAUUGGCACCUGAGAAAAUUGCAAUUUCGAUGGAUCAACUCUCGAAGCAUCAAAGGGAGCUUUUGACUUCAUAUAACAAAAAAUAUUCAGAAAAGCAGAAAAAAUUAGUUCCUCAUUUAGGAUCUAGAAAAAUGUAUCCCGUACAUUAUAGAAAUCUCAAAUAUUAUUUGGAGAAGGGAAUGGUAUUAACAAAGAUUCACAAAAUAAUUAAAUUUGUUCAAAGACCCUGGCUUAAAGACUUUGUAAACCUUUGUUGUGAUUUACGACGACAAUCUACAAACAAAUCAGAGCAAGACUUUUUCAAGCUGAUAGUUAAUGCAAUUUUUGGACGUAGCAUGAUGAAUGUUAGGAAUCAACAAAAUGUAUACAUAGUUAAUAGUAUUGAAAGGGCAAAAUUUUUUACCAGGCUUUCAAACUUCAGAAAAUUUGAAAUUAUUUCUCCAAACUUGGUUCUUUUUUUCAUGAAUAAACCUAGUAUUGUAUUGGAUAAGCCAAUAUAUACAGCGUUUACGGUUUUAGAUCUCAGCAAGUUGUUUAUGCAAGUCUGGCAUUAUGACAAGAUCAAAAAAUGGUAUGGAAUUAAAGCUAGGUUCCUUUUUACCGAUACGGACAGCUUAGCUUAUCUAAUUAAAACUGCAGAUCUUUAUGCUGAUUUAGAACUGGUGAAAAAAGAUUUUGAUUUUAGUGAUUUUGACCCCAGCCAUCACCUUUAUUCUACAGAAAAUAAGAAAGUGAUUGGAAAAAUGAAGGACGAGAGUAACGGAAAAAUCAUGUAUAGUUUUGUUGGUGUUUCUCCAAAGAUGUAUUCUUUUGCGGGGAAGAAUAUCCAUAAGAUUGCUAUGAAAGGUGUCAAACAAUCUUUGGUACGAAAAUUCGUAACUCACAAAAUCUUUAUGGAGACUUUGUUUGAGCAAACCAAGUAUAUGUGCAGAAUGAAUUUGAUUCGAUCAAAAAAGCAUAAACUAACAACUGCAAAUUAUACAAAAGUAGCUUUGCAUAGCUUUGAUUCCAAAAGGUUUAUUUUACCGGACGGAAUUAGUACACUUGCCCACAAUCAUUUUUUAAUUCCUGUAUACAACAAGUAAAAUUAGUAAUUAACAAGUACCAAUUAUUUAUUUAGUGAAAUAUUGUACAGAUUAAACAAAACAACAAAAUGAUUAAAAUUACAAAGAUAUAAAUAAUAAAAUAAAAUAUGUGCAAUUUAAGGUUUGAAAACUUUUGUUAUCCCCUUAAUUUGACAUCUACAAAUAGGACAUAGGUCUUGGGUAGUAGAGCAUGGCAAGCAGGAACAAAUGUGACAACAUGGAGUAAACAGGUAAUUAGCUUCUUCGACUUUACACACCGAACACAGAAAUGUUUCCAUCAGGCUAUGAAGGAGUGUGAGAGUAGCUUUUU
This is a messenger RNA of Folsomia candida, 5963 nucleotides long. RefSeq lists its product as uncharacterized. The coding region runs from base 1967 to 5653 and encodes 1228 amino acids. The transcript is spliced from 12 exons. The record is from RefSeq and is a predicted model, not a curated record. Lineage: Eukaryota; Metazoa; Arthropoda; Collembola; Entomobryomorpha; Isotomidae.